UUCUUCUCCGCGUUGAGAUUCUCUCAAGUGGUGACGGAAGAAAGGCCUGUUUCACGCCACACCAGAGGAAGGAGCGCAGAAGAUGAACGGGGAGAGCAAAAGGGUUUGCUCCGAUUCUGGUUCCGGUGCCGACACUGGGAACGACGGUUGUGGAAGAUCGGGAUGGUGGGAAGGAUUGAGCCCUGAGAUAUUGGCUUUGAUUUUUGUUCGAAUUCCAGCAGAAGAGUUGGUUCAGGAGGUCCAACUCGUCUGCAAAUCAUGGCGAGAGACCAUCGCUGGUCCUUACUGUUGGACCGAAAUUGAUGUCGAGAAGUGGUGUCGCCGGUGCAGCAGUACCGAUGUCACCGAUUGUUUAGUUCGUCGCCUCGUCCGUCGUAGCAGAGGCUCUGUUCGACUUCUCUCAGCUUACAAGCUUGGUGACUCCGGUUUCUCUUACGUCGCUAACUAUGGGAGAUGCUUGAAGGUAUUGAAGAUUCCAAUGAGCGAGGUGACCGAUAGGAUAGUGGAGAAACACGCUGAAUCGCUCUCAAAAGUGGCGUUAUUGGAUAUCAGUUACUGUUUGAAGAUCACUUGCAAAGGUCUUGCUGCUUUGGGGUUGCACUGCAAGUCUUUGGUUCGUUUGAGGAGAAACAUGCCGCCACCACCACCACCAGAAUUGGAGUUUCCUGCAGCACCGGAACCUCAAGUUGACGAUGGGGAGGCCAUGGUUAUUGCCGAUUCAAUGCCAGGGCUCUGUGAACUUGAGCUUGGAUAUGGCCGCUUCAGCGACCGUGGUCUCGAUGCCAUCCUGACCAAAUGCCAGUCCCUCACUCACCUCGAUAUUCAAGGGUGUUGGAGUGUGAAGUUGGAAGGCAAUCUUGAGGAGAAGUGUGGUCGUCUCACCGUCUUCAAGAGCCCUUGGGAUGCCAAUUUUGAUGAUUUACCAUUGUCUGACGAUGGUAGUGAUGCUGAAGAGGAUGAAGCCUCAGAAUUCUCACCUUCGGACUCAGAACAGAGUGAUGGAUAGCUUACAAGUUCUUCGUCUCCUUUUUGUUUUUUUGACUUUUGGUAAAUUGGACUAGAUACUUAUCCCUGCUCUGCUGAGGUCUUAGUUCUUGGAUUACAUACUUGCAGUUCUUUGUUUGAUUUUGCUUUUCUUUUUGGUGGGAGGGUAUAUGAUCAAUACUAUAGGGAUACCAAAAGUGGAUGGUACAUGCUUGUAGAACAUAUUUUGUUUAAUCUUUUGAAAGAUGUCAAGAACCAAGUUCCCAUACAAG
Telopea speciosissima is the source of this 1256-nucleotide messenger RNA. Its product is annotated as F-box protein FBW2-like. Bases 83 to 1006 code for a protein of 307 amino acids. The transcript has 2 exons. Gene Ontology annotation, molecular function: protein binding. NCBI's taxonomy places the organism in Eukaryota, Viridiplantae, Streptophyta, Magnoliopsida, Proteales, Proteaceae. The record is from RefSeq and is a predicted model, not a curated record.